AGCGGCCCUUCCCUUCCCGGCGCGGAGACGGACGUCAAGCCGAAGCAGAGGCACCGGUAGAGGCGAGCUGCGCCGGGGAGAGCCGCCUCACAUCCCAUGCCACCCCGGUCUCCUCCAUGCCUUCGUCUAAAGCCAAGUACAGCUAUUCGAUAAAGAGGGGUGCGAGCCCGGGCGGCGGCGACAGCGGCGGCGGCGGCGGCAGAAACAUGACAACGAACAGGGAUUAUUCUGUUAAUCUGUCGGUGCAGCAAGUGCUGAGCCUCUGGGUGCAAGGCACGACGCUGCAGCACUUCACAGAGAUGUGGUACUGGGUGUUCCUGUGGUGUCUCUUCUCCUCGCUCUUUGUCCACGGGGCGGUGGGGCUGCUCAUGUUAGUCAUGCUGCAGCGCCACAAGAGGGGCCGCCUCAUCACCCUGGUGCUGGUCAGCGUGGGUUUCCUGGCCUCCCUCUCCGGAGGCGUCAUCACCAGCGCAGCGGUGGCUGGGGUUUACCGCGUGGCAGGGAAAGACAUGGCACCGCUGGAAGCUCUGGUGCUGGGUGUGGGCCAGACCACCCUGUCUGUCAUCAUAUCCUUCUCGCGCAUCCUGGCCACUCUGUGAAGAAAACCCCUCGACCAGUCGAAGGACGGACACUGACACGAGAGGAGAGCUGAUGGAUCGAGCCAAUCAGAGACUCAAGGGCGCUCGUCGUGGCCGGUUUGUGGAAGGAGAGGAGGCAGAAAUGCUCUGGACCUUAAGGGUUAGACUCAGGAUAGAGUGCCCCCUGGUGUCUCUGUUCUGUUACUGCCACAAUCACGCUGCGAUUCGGAGGGAACUCAGUGCAGUGCUGGUUGUCUUCAUGCUGAACAGCAGCAGCAGGCGGAGAUGGCGCCAUCCUCAGCUUCUGGACUUGAAAGCCAUGUCUGGGGCGUUUUCCAGAGUUACAUCAGUUCUUUGUGCCAACGGCCUUCUCUGGGACGUCCAGAUGCCUUUGUGGCCACUGACUCUUGAAGGCUUUCUCUUGCACUUUUGGUGAAAAAAAACAAAACAAAACAAAACUAUUUUUUAAAAAGUGAAGCAACAGCAGUGACCUGAAAAUGAUGAUCUAAUGAUCAGCGUGAGAACAAAAGUUGAGCAACGAGGUGGUCGUAGGGAGCGACAACCCAACAGUGUUCAUCAGCAAAAAACACCUUCUACAUCAGUAUGAAACAUCAGCCUCACCUCUUCACGACGUUCAACUACAGAUUACCAUGAACAUUCCUUUUUUCUUACACGGCUUAAGGCUGCACCAUCCAUUUCAUGAGCGAGAUGCAGCUUUGAAUUUUUGCACUUUGUAAAUGUUGGAGAUGCUCUUUGCCUGAGAGGUGUGAAAUCAGUAGACGUGUAGGAGAAAACCAGCAUCAGUGCUACGUUUGCUUUAUCCCGUCGAAACAUCGAUUCAUUGUGUGCCAACCAGAGCUCCGAGAGGUGACAUUUUGGGAAAUGCGAAAAUUGAUACCCCUCAUUUGUCUGUAAAGUAAAUAUGCAGCGGGGACCGGGGGACAGUUAGCUCAUGCUGGCCCCACACUAGAGGAUAAUUGGGAUCAUUUUGGGUCCGAUUCGCUCCCUCCCGACAAUCGCGGAGGCUUUCCCGCUUCGACGCUGGUCUGAACCGAUUUUCUGCCCAAACGAUCCUGUAAUGUGAUGGUCUCUCUCUCUCUCGCUCGUUGAGCCGGGGAAGAGCAGCCAACGUUGAAUGUUGCGUUUAAAAACAGCAACCGACAAAUCCUGCAAAGUACACCUUUAAUGUUACCGACUAGUGUGUAAGGAACAGCCAUGGAACAUUGAGCAGAAAAAAACGCAACAGCCAAUUAGAGCGAGCCGACCGUCACCAGCGACAUCAACCGGAUGUUGCGUACUCACAAUAAAACUUUAUUUCCAACUCACCUCCAGCUUCUCCUGCAAAACGCGAAAGCCAUGCUGAUUCUGUCUCCCCAGCCAUGACACACUUUUUUCUCGUAUUUUGUUUUGUAUAGCACACACCCUUGCAACCGGCUGACGACGACGGCCCACCUCCAUGUUUGAUUUGCUCUGAAGUCACAUUCAAUCAGACGACUUUCUGGGAGGUCCCGAGACCCGGGAAUCGCGCCUCGGAAAUCGUUUAGUAUAAACGCCAAGUGUGUGGUCUUGCAUUUCAUCUGGCGUGUGAGUUCUUAGGAUUAAAAUAUCAAAAAUUUCUUCUCAAAAUCACAAUUUUUCCAAAACUCAAGGGGAUUUCUUCAGAUCCAAAUCCAAAGGUAGUCGAUUUUUUUUUCAUUCAUGGCAAAGAAAAGCAUCAAAUCCAUAGAAAUAAUAAACUGGAACCAGAGAAUUUGGGUUUUUUUUCUUAA
Messenger RNA from Xiphias gladius (swordfish), 2347 nucleotides. RefSeq names its product transmembrane protein 170B (gene tmem170b). The transcript is spliced from 3 exons. Bases 117 to 599 code for a protein of 160 amino acids. Gene Ontology annotation, cellular component: plasma membrane. Gene Ontology annotation, biological process: negative regulation of canonical Wnt signaling pathway. NCBI's taxonomy places the organism in Eukaryota, Metazoa, Chordata, Actinopteri, Istiophoriformes, Xiphiidae. The record is from RefSeq and is a predicted model, not a curated record.